This is a messenger RNA of Cryphonectria parasitica EP155, 1002 nucleotides long. RefSeq lists its product as uncharacterized. Bases 1 to 669 code for a protein of 222 amino acids. The transcript has a single exon. NCBI's taxonomy places the organism in Eukaryota, Fungi, Ascomycota, Sordariomycetes, Diaporthales, Cryphonectriaceae. The record is from RefSeq and is a predicted model, not a curated record.
AUGGCUGCUUCAGCUCUGCCCCCGUCUGUACCGGCCACGCCUGCACCGCCCAUUGUACACAGGGCCGCGGCUGUAGUCGAGUGGAUCGAUCUCGAAGUCGAACCUCGAUGCUCUCGCUACCUCACUGGUCUGAAGCCCGCCUCUGUCACAUUCAGUCUACUCUACAGCGAACAGCAGCACGAGGCUGCUCUGUUCAUCCGGGUCUUGCUCCAGCAGUGGACCGAGAGAAAAACGGAAGAACAGGUGUAUAUUCUAAUUGAUCUGUCAAAUAUUAUACUGCUUAUGCAGGAUCUAGAGCACAGCAUCCCGGAGAAGAGUACAGCUGCCGUUCUCGACGGUCCCACAAUAUGCCUCCGCCUGGUGCUGCGCAGGCCUGUCAGCAUCGUCGGGUCCUCUGAUCUGGCCCUGCAAAGCUCUGAGCUUCUGGGUUCCCUGGAGCUACUAGCGCGCCAGACCAUCCUCGCUAUCCACAUCCCUCUGUCCCGCGUCUCAAACAUGGAAGCACUGCAGCAAAUCUGUCGGGCAAUAACGGGUGGGUCUCUCAGGCAGGACCGGAGGUCGAUUGAGGGUUUAUGCAGGGGUAAUGCUGUCACUAUAAUCGGGCGCCAGUGUAGAAGGCACUCUAUGGUGUACUACAAAUGGUAUAAGGGAAGAUGGUUCUUCAAUUAAUCUAUCUCAAGGCACGCUUUUGCCAAUUGCCUUUCUAUAGAGCCAGCAAUUGGCACUAGUCCCAACUAGGCUAGCGUACCUGGCGACUCACUGCCCUUCCAUUGAAUGGCCCAGGCCAGUGAGUCAGGGUGGCCAGCCAAGCCUCAUUCACUUGAGGCCCCUAUGGCCACUGCCACACGUGGUUCAGGCAUAAACUAUAUGUACGGUUGGAAGGAAUAUUCGAACAGCGAGUUCGAAUAUCUGCUGAUCUUUUGAUCUAUGUAGUACAGUGGCACCUUCCACCACCGAUCAUUACACUCAAACUAUCCUGUAGUAGCAUUAUUCAUUCCCCUU